Penicillium angulare is the source of this 765-nucleotide messenger RNA. RefSeq lists its product as uncharacterized. Lineage: Eukaryota; Fungi; Ascomycota; Eurotiomycetes; Eurotiales; Aspergillaceae. The record is from RefSeq and is a predicted model, not a curated record. Bases 1 to 765 code for a protein of 254 amino acids. The transcript has a single exon.
AUGCCUCCAGAUGCCUCAUCAUUCACAACCUUAAACCUUCCUCCAACAUUCGCCCUCCCACAAUGCAUGGAAUACUUCACACUACCAGCCGGCCCAAACACAGAUCUAUGGCGCAAACCACCCAACGGCGAUACAUCCACCGCACCCAUCGUCUUCACCUCACUCCGCCAUCCAUUCGUCGUAGCCGAAGUGACAGUCAGCGCAGACUGGGAAAUGGAAUGGGACCAAGGAGGUCUGGUCAUUUUCGCAGGUGCUGCGCCCCAGUCAUUCUCCGAUCCCCCGGCCCUAGCCGCGCGCCGCCUCAACGCCUCGCGUCCACCCUGCAAAUGGGUAAAAGCAGGCAUGGAAUUUUCAUCAGGGGCAGUCAAUGCAUCUUCCGUUAGUGCGACAGCAGAUGGUGCAGAUUGGUGUCUAUCGCCACUUGUGCAAUCUCCUCAAGGCCCUGUGGUGAAUUCACUCCGCAUUAAGCUGGAGCGCAUUGGCCAUGCACUUUGGAUUUGGUAUCAGGUGCCUUCGGGGUCGCCUUAUUCAUUGUCACCUGGUGCUGUUGGAACGACAUGGAAGAAGUUGCGGGAGGUAACAUGGUUCUUUUAUGGGGUGGAAGAUAAGUUUGUGCAUGUGGGUGUUUAUGCUAGUCGACCGACGAGUAUUGGGCGCGGCCAGACAAUGUGGGAUACUAUGCAUGGGGUGUCGAUGGAUAGUACGUCCUCGUCUGGAACGAGUGAUGGGCUGGUUGUGGAAUUUGAAGAUUUGGAGAUCUUCUAG